Melanotaenia boesemani (Boeseman's rainbowfish) is the source of this 1294-nucleotide messenger RNA. RefSeq names its product zinc finger protein 239-like. The record is from RefSeq and is a predicted model, not a curated record. The transcript has 3 exons. Lineage: Eukaryota; Metazoa; Chordata; Actinopteri; Atheriniformes; Melanotaeniidae. Gene Ontology annotation, biological process: regulation of transcription by RNA polymerase II. Gene Ontology annotation, molecular function: RNA polymerase II cis-regulatory region sequence-specific DNA binding; DNA-binding transcription factor activity. Bases 117 to 1250 code for a protein of 377 amino acids.
UGUGAUAUUUUGGCGGGUACAGGCGGAGCAAAGUGCUGUUGGAUUUUCUGACUAAAACCAGAAUUGAAAAGGAAUAACACAGUAAUGUACAUCUGUACAUUGUUUGCCAAUCGCCAAUGAACUGCAGAAGAAGAAGAACCAGAACGGAGGAGCAGACUCAAGACCAGAACCUGACCAACAGGAACAAAGGAGACUCGUCCUCUGAUACCACCGGUCAACAGAAACAUGGAGGCCAAAGGAGACUUAAACGUCACAGUGGUCAAGGCUGUAAGAAAGUCUUCAUUGGUGCAUCACAACCAAAGAGAUGUAGGAAGACUCACGCUGGAGAGAAACCAUACACCUGUGAUCAGUGUGGAGCAGCUUUCAGUAAUGCAAGUCAUUUAAAACGUCACCAACGUAGUCACACUGGAGAGAAACCGUAUAGGUGUGAUCAGUGUGGAGCGGCUUUCACUCAGUCUAGUGCUUUAACAGUACACCGCCGUAUUCACACUGGAGAAAAACAUUAUACGUGUGAUCAGUGUGGAGCAGCUUUCAGUAAUGCAAGUCAUUUAAAACGUCACCAACGUAGUCACACUGGAGAGAAACCUUAUAGGUGUGACCAGUGUGGAGCAGCUUUCACAGAAUCUAGUGAUUUAAAAAAACACCAACGUAUUCACACUGGAGAGAAACCGUAUAGGUGUGAUCAGUGUGGAGCAGCUUUCACUCAGUCUAGUGCUUUAACAGUACACCACCGUAUUCACACUGGAGAGAAACCGUAUAGGUGUGAUCAGUGUGGAGCAGGUUUCACUCAGUCUAAUGCUUUAACAGUACACCGCCAUAUGCACACUGGAGAGAAACCGUAUAGGUGUGAUCAGUGUGGAACAGCUUUCACUCAGUCUAGUGCUUUAACAGUACACCACCGUAUGCACACUGGAGAGAAACCGUAUAGGUGUGAUCAGUGUGGAGCAGGUUUCACUCAGUCUAAUGCUUUAACAGUACACCGCCGUAUGCACACUGGAGAGAAACCUUAUAGGUGUGAUCAGUGUGGAACAGCUUUCACUCAGUCUAGUGCUUUAACAGUACACCACCGUAUGCACACUGAAGAGAAACUGUAUAGGUGUGAUCAGUGUGGAGCAGCUUUCACUCGAUCUGGGGAUUUAAAAAUACACCACCGUAUUCACACUGGAGAGAAACCGUAUAGGUGUGAUCAGUGUGGAGCAGCUUUCAGUCAGUCAAGUCAUUUAAAACGUCACCAACGUAUUCACACUUAAGAGAUACCACACAUGUCCCAGCAAACCACUGAUUUUCUGUCAGC